CCCGUUCCUCGACUGUAUUUUGAUCAUGGAUCUGUGUUCUUGGGAAGCCACUGGGCUGCCUUAGUGGCUGCCAAGUCCCAGCUUUUACCGGCUCAGGUAUCAUCUCCGGCAGGGGCACAGCCCCAGCAAGGCCAGCACGAGUGAUGAGCAUCUGGUGGGUGUUGGUGGUGGCCGGCAUUGGCACAGAGCCACUGCUGGGCCAGGAGAGCUGCGGGCAGGGCCAACCUGGCAUCCCCGGGAGUCCUGGCCACAAUGGCUUGCCUGGAAGAGACGGGCGAGAUGGAGUGAAGGGAGACAAAGGGGAUACAGGUGACAUUGGACCCCGGGGCAGGCCGGGAGCGGAUGGGACGGCUGGACAGAAAGGAGAGCCAGGAGCUGCCGGGAAGGUUGAAGAGAAGGGCAACAAAGGGGAACCGGGCCAGAGAGGAUGGCCGGGGAAGUUCGGCCCCAAGGGACUCGUGGGGCCGGUGGGCAACAGGGGUCAGAAGGGGGAGCUUGGGCUGCAGGGCCACAAGGGGGUCAAGGGUGACGUGGGGCCCGUGGGGCCCUCGGGGGCCCGGGGGGAGGCAGGCCCCCGGGGGGACGUGGGCCCGCAGGGGCCCGUGGGGCCUGUGGGUCCCCCGGGCCCCAGAGGGGGUGAAGGCCCCCCGGGCCCUCCCGGCGGCCAGGGGCUCCAAGGUGUGCGGGGCUGGAAAGGUGAGCGGGGGGAGAAGGGGCGGGUGGGCGAUGCCCCUGAGCUGAUGAAAAGCGCCUUCACCGUGGGGCUGACCGUGGCCACCAAGUUCCCCCCUUCCAACGUGCCGGUCAGGUUCGACAGGGUCCUGUACAACGGGCUAAACGACUACAACCCGACCACCGGGAAAUUCACCUGCACCUUCCCCGGCGUGUACUACUUCACGUACCACAUCACCGUGUACUCACGGAACGUGAACGUGUCCCUGGUGCGGAACGGGGUCAGCGUGCUGCACACCAAGGACAGCUACCAGGGCUCCGAAGACCAGGCCUCCGGCGGGACCGUCCUGGAGCUCAAGGCCGGGGACCAGGUGUGGGUGCAGGUGGCCGGGGGGGAGACCUUUAACGGCCUGUUUGCAGACCCCGACGACGACACCACAUUCACAGGAUUCCUCCUGUUCAGCUAUUGAUGCUGCGGACCCUCCCGCGCCCAUGGGGCCGCCUCCCGGCUGACGUAUCCACCCGGAACGGGGGAUCCGUGGCUCGGCGACCCCGGCUUCCACGGAAAAUCGGGGCUGAGGGGAAGAAAGGGGCUUUGAAAACAACCGAAAUGAUACCUGACUUCUGUCGGACUGGGUGAGAUUCCAGGAGGUUGUGGCGAAUGACGACGACAAAAAACUUUCGGGAAGCUUUUAGGCUAAAGCGUGCAGGAAACUAUUGUGCUUCGCUUGCUUCUCCGGCAUUUCUGUGACCCUUUUCGGUGGUCAGUAGCCCCUCCUGGGGAGCCAAUUUAAAAUGAGGAACAUCAGUUUCUAAGUGAGUUUUACCGAGUUGCAUUUGGUUCCCUUCAUAACCCUGAUGACUCACGGAUAGCAGGGUUGCUGGGCAAUUCUGUCGGAUUGAUCGAAAACCAAAUUCCUGGUAGAGCUGCAUUCUGGCAUAGCUCGGUCACAUCGGCAGUAUGGUCACUCUCUUCCCCUCUUCUCCGACCAUUUUUUUUUCCAAGUCGUGCUCUGAAAAAUCACGUUAUGACAGGAGUGCAGAACAGUCUUGCAUAGCUCUUGCCCCAGACUCAGUAGGUCCCUGCCACACACCCUGGAGAUUGACCUUGGCGGUCCCAUGCCUCUGGUCACGUGGCGUAUAUCAUUGCAGUUGACUCCUGCACGCACGGAAAGGCUAGCCAGCCGAUAUGGUCUCAGAAUGAUGGAUUAUUCCACUCUUGGUUUGAUCGUCCUGGGUCAUCUCAAGAUUAUAGUUGAAAUUUUCAUCAGUGGCACAAACUCUUCCAGUUUAUUUCAGAAAUCUCUUCUAUAUCCACUUCAGAGAGUCUCUUCACAAAUGCCUGUCUCCUGCUGGGCAGUUCCACUCUCCAGCGAAGGUUGAACUGGGGAGUCCUCUCACGCGUGAGGGUUAGUCACAGGACCGUUGGGAGAGGAUUGGACUAUUGGUGACAGUUUUGGAGGGUAAUGGCAGUCCUCUAGGCUGUAACCUCACUGUGGGCAGGGAAUGUGUCCAUUUAUUGUUGUAUCGUACUCUCCGACGGGCUU
Molecule: messenger RNA, 2219 nt
Organism: Ornithorhynchus anatinus (platypus)
Lineage: Eukaryota; Metazoa; Chordata; Mammalia; Monotremata; Ornithorhynchidae
Product: C1q and TNF related 9B
Exons: 4
Coding region: 144-1142 (332 amino acids)
Molecular function (GO): protein binding
Source: RefSeq, a predicted model, not a curated record